Molecule: messenger RNA, 3408 nt
Organism: Rhopilema esculentum
Lineage: Eukaryota; Metazoa; Cnidaria; Scyphozoa; Rhizostomeae; Rhizostomatidae
Product: xanthine dehydrogenase
Molecular function (GO): FAD binding; xanthine dehydrogenase activity; 2 iron, 2 sulfur cluster binding
Source: RefSeq, a predicted model, not a curated record
GACAAUCUAUUGGUAGGUGGAGAACAGAAGAAAGACGUAUAGAGAUGCAAAAUGCUGAAUAAUGGUCAGGCACUUUUUCCAAAAUUCAAGUUUGCAGGCAAAAGAAUCGAGAAGAAUUGAUCCUGCCCAGCAGGUUAUUGCAGCUUAUAUCAUGGUAUUUUGAGAUGAAGUCACAACUUGAAUUUUACGUCAACGGGCAGAAAGUUGUGGAGAAAGAUCCUGAUCCGGAAUGGACUCUGUUGUUCUAUUUACGAGAAAAACUGAGCUUAUGUGGAACAAAACUGGGAUGUGGGGAGGGUGGUUGUGGUGCUUGCACUGUGAUGGUGUCAAUGUACGAGAAGGAGACGAAGACGAUUAAGCACAUGUCGGUGAACGCUUGCCUUGCUCCUGUUUGUGCGAUGCAUGGCCUAGCUGUUACUACAGUUGAAGGCAUCGGUAGCACGAAAACAAAACUUCAUGCAAUACAAGAAAGAAUGUCGAAGAUGCAUGCCUCACAGUGUGGAUUUUGUACGCCAGGAAUUGUGAUGUCCAUGUACACUCUUCUGCGGAAUAAACCAAUACCAUGUAUGGCUGAUGUUGAGGAGUAUUUCAAGGGGAAUCUCUGUCGUUGCACUGGCUACCGACCGAUUCUCGAGGCGAUGAAAACCUUUUGCAUCCCAGACACAGAAACGAGGCCAGAUCGAAAUGGACAAAGUGAAGGCGGAGAAAACAGCAUGGUAAACGAUAUGACAGAAUUCACGAGUGGUUUCACUGAUAACAAUAAAGAUGCAAAUAGCGAAGUUAGCAAUUCUUCGCAGAAGCAAUCGACAAACGCUGGGAUUGAUCACAUAAAAGAAGCGCAAUUGGCAGCAAUUGAAAAUAGCAAAGUGCAGAUGAAUGAGUCUCCUGAUAUGGAUGACAACAGAAACAUUUCCUGUGGAGCAGGUGAGAAUUGUUGCAAAAGAUCGACAGCUCCUGACAAAUGUACCGGCAUUAAAUUGAAGGAAUCUAUUAAACUACCUGAUGCCACUUCUCUCAAAUUUAUUCCAUACGACCCAAGUCAAGAGCCAAUAUACCCACCCAGUCUGCUCCUUUCCAAUGGAAUAAAAUCAGAGAGUUUGGUUUUCCAGGGUGAAAGAGUCACCUGGUACAGACCAACAACUCUAAAUGAACUAUUGUCAUUGAAGGAGCAGUUUCCAUACGCAAAGAUCGUUGUUGGCAAUACUGAAGUAGGACUUGAGACCAAGUUCAAGCACCUUGAAUAUCCUGUUUUGAUACACCCAAGUCACAUUAAAGAGUUGAAAGAAAUAUCUAUCCUGGAAAAUGGUGUGACAUUUGGGGCCUCAGUGACUCUUGAUGAAAUGGAAACUGUCUGUCGAAGAAUGAUCGAAAAACUACCGGCCUACAAAACCAGAGUGCUCAGUGCUUUUGUCGAAAUGAUGCAAUGGUUUGCAGGAAAACAAAUACGAUACGUCGCAGCAGUAGGUGGAAAUAUCAUGACUGGCAGCCCAAUAUCUGACCUAAUUCCUAUUUUUAUGGCCUCUAAAUGCAGACUUGAUGUAGCAUGCAAGAAUGAAAAAAGGUCGCUGGAAAUGAAUGAAAAGUUUUACGUUGGCUAUCGAAAGACGUGCCUCAAACCAGAAGAAGUAUUAGUAUCCAUCACUCUACCAUUCACUGAAACCAACGAAUAUUUUCAAGCUUAUAAACAAGCAAAAAGACGCGAUGAUGAUAUUGCAAUUGUAAAUGCAGCUUUCAGAAUGGUAGUGGAAGGAGCUUUGGUUAAGGACGCUACAUUCUGUUAUGGGGGACUUGCACCUACUUCAAAAUUGGCCCUUAAAACUAUGGAGCUACUUCGAGGAAAACAAUUAGGAGAUGGAAUUCUUGAGGCAACAUUGCGGUCAAUUUGUUCUGAGUUCAACUUGCCUCCAAAUGCUCCAGGGGGUAUGGUACGUUACAGAAGAUCAUUGGCAAUGAGCUUAUUCUUCAAGUUUUUCCUUCACGUUGCAGAAGAGAUAAAUGUUUCGACGUCUGGUCUACUGAAACAUUGCUCAAGUGCAACAGAGAAGUUCCAUAAAGGUGUAAUCAACAGCCAUCAGUUCUUCAAACUGUCUGAUGGGGAGAAAAAGGUAGUCGGAAAGCCGAUACCACACAAAUCAGGUGAUCUGCACACGACAGGAGAAGCCGUGUAUGUAGACGAUAUGGCCAAAACCAAAGGCGAGCUUGAAUUGGUGUUUGUCACAAGCACAAAACCCCACGCCAAGAUACUGGACAUAGACCCAUCUAAAGCAUUGCUUAUUGAUGGGGUUGUUGAUUUUGUGAGCCAUAAAGAUUUACCACCAGAACGAAAUUUAACUGGAAUUCCUGAUUUUUCAAAUGAUGAAGAAUUGUUUGCAUCCAACGUCGUGCACUGUGUUGGGCAAGUGAUUGGUGCUGUUGUUGCAACUGACAAAAACAUUGCAAGAAGGGCUGCAAACAAGGUAAAAGUUUCUUAUGAAGAACUGCCUGCAAUCGUGACAAUAGAACAGGCAAUUGCGGCUAAUUCGUAUUAUGGUGACUUGAUUGAGUUGAAGCGUGGAAACGUACAAGAGGGAUUUGAUAAAUGCGACCACAUCAUAGAAGGGACAAUGAGGACUGGGGCGCAGGAACAUUUUUAUCUUGAGACACAAGCAUGCAUUGCAUUUCCUUUGAAUGAGAAUGACGAAAUCAUAAUUUAUUCUUCAACCCAGUCCCCGUCUGAUACGCAGAAAGUCGUUGCGAAGGCGCUUGGUUUGGAUCACAACCGCAUCGUUUGCAAGACCAAAAGACUCGGAGGUGGUUUCGGUGGCAAGGAGACAAAGGCACCUAUCAUAGCUGCUGCUGUUGCUGUUGUUGCUUGUAAGAUUGGUAAACCAGUGCGAAUCAUGCUUGACAGAAACGAGGAUAUGAUCAUGACGGGGGGUCGCCAUCCAUUUUUGGCCAAAUACAAAGUUGGUUUUAAUAAUGAUGGACGAAUCGUAGCAGCAAACACAGAUCUGUAUUCAAAUGCUGGCUGGAGCAUCGAUUUGUCUUUAGCUGUCCUUGAACAGGCAAUAUUCCAGUGCGAUAAUUCUUAUUUUGCACCAUAUUGGAGGUCUUCUGGACGCUGUUGCAAGACAAAUCUCGCGUCAAAUACUGCAUUCCGUGGAUUCGGGGCUAAACAAGGGAUGAUGAUGGCUGAAACAUGGAUUAAUGACAUUGCAACAUUUUGGAGAGAGACCCGGCAGAAAUCAGAGAGAAGAACAUGUACCAAGGUGGAGAGUUGACCCACUAUAACCAGGUUAUGGAACCUGGGGUCAGAAGAUGCUGGGACAAAUGCAUUGAGAAGAGUAAUUAUUACAAACGCAGACAAGAGGUGGAAAUAUUUAACGAUGGAAGCAGAUGGAAAAAGCGUGGCAUUGCCAUUGUCCCUUC